Molecule: messenger RNA, 3030 nt
Organism: Trichoderma reesei QM6a
Lineage: Eukaryota; Fungi; Ascomycota; Sordariomycetes; Hypocreales; Hypocreaceae
Exons: 7
Coding region: 1-3030 (1009 amino acids)
Biological process (GO): transcription initiation at RNA polymerase III promoter
Cellular component (GO): transcription factor TFIIIC complex
Source: RefSeq, a predicted model, not a curated record
AUGGAGACGCCUCGCCAAGAGGGCGUCGGCAGCGCCAGUUCGGGAGACAUCACCAGAGGCACGACUCGAGACACCGGCCGCGAGGAUGGUGGCGCGCCGCGAUAUGUCAUACCGCCGAGGGAGCUCACGGCCGUUGAGAUUCCGGCCGUCGUCGAAGACAUUGACAGGGCCGUCAGAGCAUUUGGCAGGGCACCCUCUCUGCGGCAUGUCCUGGAUCCCCUCAGAAACUCAAUACCACUGUAUAUCAAUCCAGAGGAGCCGUUCUGCCCGCCCAUCAUGUCGCAUAACGCAAGGUCUCACAACGUUGUCCUCAAGAUCACCGUUCCCAAGAGGACGGGGAGGAAGCGUAAACGCGGGACGGAUGGGCCAUGGCAAGGAGACAUGGAUCUCCAAGGCACUGACGCCUCAGCUUCAGCUUCAGAAAACGUCCAGUCUGUAGCACGUCGCGAUGACCCAAGACUUCUGAGGCGAAAGCUCGAGGACAACGUUGGCAGAUAUCAUGUCGAGGCCGUGGGCUUGAUCAAGCACACUCAUCGCUUCAGAGGCCUGGCUGACUUUUACUGGGACAUGGACAAAUCAUCGUUCGCGCGGAGAUAUGUCGAUCAAGUCCUUUCCGGAGAUGUCGACAAGAUCAAGCAGUUCAAGUUUACCCCUGGCAUCGAUCAGGGUCCCAACGUGGACAUCAUACCACCACCAAUCUUCACCCACAUGAGCUUGCCCUUCAACUACUUCUACUCACAGAACCCAUACGUUCGAUUGACGGAAGAUGGCGGCACUGUCAACACGACUGCCGUCAAGCAAGUUGGUCACUUUAUAGGGACAGAAGAUCCCGCCCCCACCGGCCCCCAAAUCCCACCCGACAUGACAGAUCCUCGCAUGGUUGAAGUUAUUGCUCAGCUCGAGGAGGCAUUCGAAGAUCGGCCGGUCUGGACUCGGCGGUCUCUGUUAAACCACCUUGCCGGCAAGCUCCGAAAUUGGAAUGAGCUGAAAAAGUACCUCAACUAUACGGCCUACCAGUUCAAGGGUGGACCGUGGCGAGACGGAGUCGUGCCGUAUGGAAUCGACCCUAGAACUGACCCCAAGUACCGCAUCUACCAGACCCUCAUGUUCAAGCUUCCUAAGCAGAAGAGAGCAAAGAAGGACCAGACCUGGCAAUCCCUGCGAAGGGUUCAGAUGGGCCGGACAAAGGAAUUUGUUCAGGAGUUGUCGGCCAGCCACAUUUUUGACGGAGAGACGUACCAUACCGAUGGUAAGGUGUGGCAGGUGUGUGAUAUCACGGACCCCUUGCUCCGGGAGCUGCUGGAUAAUGCAGAGGUGCGUCCAACCUGGGAUGUAAGCAGUGGGUGGUAUCACGGGGGGCUGUGGGCCAAAGUCAAGGCCAUCAUGAAGACGAAGCUCGUGGCGAUCCAGUUCGGUCGGCGCCUGACCAAGGAGGACUUUGCCCCAACGCUGCAAUGCGGAGACCAGACGCCUAUCCGGUCAACUUCGGCCACCUUUCAUCUGCCACUGCCCAAUCUGCACCUCACGAAGGAAGAGCUUACGCUACUCCGGGGUCGGGAGCCGUCGAAGAAGAAGAAGAGCCAGGUGUAUAACGUGAGGGUCCGUCCUCGCGCCAAAAUGGGUGUGGAUACAGAAGAACAGUCGUCUGUUGCGCCAAAUGAUGCCGAUGCCGAUGCAGACGCAGACGCAGACGCAGAAGUGGAUGUGGAUGCGGAAGCUGAGGAAGUCAGCAUCCUCGAUAGGAUGGACCAGAGCGAGGACUCUGAAGCUGCUAGCGAUGACGAUGAGGAAGACGAUGAUGGUGACGACGAUGAAGACGACGGUGAGAUUGAGAAGGGCUUUGACGAGGAAGAAGGGAUGGGGACCGUUGGCUUUGGGGAAGACGAGGAAUCUUGGCCUUGGGACGCAAUGGAUUCCCAUCCCUUCUCCGAGGGCCCUUGGUUCUGCAAGCAUUGCAACAAGCCCUUUUCCGUCUAUGAGGACCUGAUCAAGCACAAGAGGUACAUGCGGAACGAGAACAAGGAAGACCACAUUCAUUGCAAGCUGUGUGGCCGUGAUUUCCACACCCUGGAGGGCGAGAUGAAACACAUGCAGGUGGAGCAUCCUCUUGAGCAAAAUCUGGAGUGUCCCGGCUGUGGUCAAGGACCGUUCAAGCGCCUGGGUGCUCUCAUUGACCACAUCGAGCGAGGGUUCUGCACGCGCAUUGAUACAACCGUACUCGAUGAACUUCGAGAGGAGAAGCUCGAGUUUCCCCGACGCUUGCAGGAGUUGACAAAGGAACCCGUCAAGGGAAACUACACCAAGUACAUGCCGUCGACUACUGCCGGAAGCACAAUCUCGGGCUGGCACAUUGACAAGGAGCCAACCUCCUUCAAGUUUGUUGAAGAAGAGUUUCCAGACCUAUCGGAUACCGAAGAUGGUGGCGCUCAGCUGACCGAGACCACAUCGUGGAGCAAGUCGAAGCCGAGUAGUGGUAACGGCAAUGGCAACGUCCAGACCCAACAAUUACUCCAGCUUCCAUUCCGGCCUGCUAAAAGGACACUCCGCCCAGCCUUCAGGUCGGGAGUGUCCACCGUCACCGCGGGAAUGGACCCCGACGACCCAGACUGCCCGUCAUUCAACGCCUCCCGCUACUACUGCGUGUACUCUAACAAAUACAACUGCCCAAAACGCCUGUGCGGGAAAACUUUCAAAUCAGCGAAGGGGCUUGUCGGCCAUCUCCGGUCGCCAGUCCAUGGAAACAAGAGCUACAGAUGCCCAUACUGCCUCCGCAUCUUCAAGACUCUGGCAGGCAUCACAUCGCAUGCCGAGUCCCGAAGCUCCAGAUGUCGAAUUCAAGACACGGAGCAUUACGAGGCCUUUAUGGAUCAGCUGACGGCAGGCCUUGUGGACGUCGAGAGAACUCGGUAUCAGGAUGGAAGCGUCAUCUUCAAGACCUCGGAGCAGGUCAAGCAGAAGCUGCGUGGAGAGGCUACCGUAAACAAGACAAAGUAUCCCGUCAGUACCGUGCCAGAUGACGUCUACUGGUAG